Molecule: messenger RNA, 8110 nt
Organism: Eublepharis macularius
Lineage: Eukaryota; Metazoa; Chordata; Lepidosauria; Squamata; Eublepharidae
Gene: PLEKHG4
Product: pleckstrin homology and RhoGEF domain containing G4
Exons: 23
Coding region: 61-6099 (2012 amino acids)
Molecular function (GO): guanyl-nucleotide exchange factor activity
Source: RefSeq, a predicted model, not a curated record
GCCGGAGACCCGCGAUGCCGCUAGGGGGAGAGGCCGGCGGGGCACCCCGGGGAGGCGGCCAUGGAUUCCCAGUCCCUGGACGGCUGUAUCCAGAGCACGCUGUCGGCACUUUACCCGCCCUUUGAGGUCACAGCAGCGACAGUGCUGUGUCAGGUCUUUGAUGUGGUGGAGAAGACGUACAGAGGGGAUGGCCUGCGCUACCUCAUCGACUUCCUGAUUCCGGCCAAGCACAUUUUGCAGUGUGUCCAGCAGGAUGCCUGUGUUCAGUAUUGCGGUUUCUUGUUCCAGCAUGAGGGCUGGCCCCUCUGCAUCCAUGAGAAGAUCAUAGUCCAGCUUGCCUCCCUUGACUGGCGGGUCUUGAAGCCGGGUGACUUUUACCUACAGGUGGUGCCUUACCUGAAAAAGUCCCCACGAAUCGUCGUAAAGUGCUUGGCCAAAGACCGGCAUAAUGUGGAGGAGCUGGUGGUCCCCGAAGUCUCCUAUACCUCCAUCUUCACCAUAGAAUGGCUAAACUGCAUCAACGGGGGGCGGAUGGGAGCGGCUCUAGAAAACUGCUUGCUAGCCACAGACGAUAAAAUAUUCCGAGUGCCCUGGGAAAAAAUAGUCAAUCCGGAAUUUAUCGAUAAACCAAAAGCUAUGGAAAGUGACUUGCACUCUGACCUGGUGACUGAAAGUUGCUCUGCCCUCAGCUUCUCUGAGGAGCCACUCCACAGCACCUCUCCCGAGAUGGGAGGCCAAACUUCCCAUGGGCCAAACUUACUCGGAAGCAAUUUGGUCACAACUGCAACAACGGAGCCAUCGGAGAGGGCAGCUGGCGCCAAUGAUGGUGUGAGCCUCAUGCUUGACGAAGACUCCGAAAGUGACCUGGAAGGGGAAUAUGUGGAGCUCAGUGAGGUUUCUCUGCCUAGAGGGGAGCCCCAAAUGGGCUCCUUGGCCCCGUCAGAGCGACUCACUCUCACUUAUUGCACGAAGGCCCAGCCGAGAGCAAACUGCCGAUUAGCAGCCCAUCAGGCCAGCGGCAGUUGCUUGCAGGGUGGGAUAUGUUUAGCACUUACAUCCAUGUCUCAUGGCCAGUCGGACACCACAAGGACUCCUGACACCCAGGCUGGCAAUACUGGCAUUUGUUUGGAGAACUGUCCUGCUACAGGAAGUGAACAAUCGCUGCUGAAAAUUGCAGAGGGGUCUGAGAGGAAUCCAACCUCUACAGUUGCUGGCACUAAGGAACCUUCCGAAGGGAAGCAACGAGCUCACUCGAAGCACGAGCUUGACUGGAGGUAUGCCAUGUGCAGUUACACGGACAGUGAGGAUCCUGAAUGGAAGCUUCCAACAGCGGGGACCCUUGAAAGAACAGAAGUGGCUUGGGGGUCCAUUGCAGAGGAAGGCAGUGGUGGAGGGGAAUCCGUGUGCUGUCUCGGGGUGUCUGGCACAGAGGCAACCCUGGGAAGAAGCAGGGAGAGCGCGGUGCUUGCCGAAGAGGACCUUCUUUCUGUGUCUGACACAGGGCAUUUGAGGCUGUGCUGCAGUUGUGAGGGUGACUCCGGGCUGCCAGAAAAUGCUUUUCUCCAACCCACAACAUUCCUGGUCCCCCCGGGACACAUCUCCAAUGAGAGGGUGACAGACAGUCACCCUUUACAGGAAUUGUCAUCCGGGGUCAUCGAUCAUUGUUCUGAACAGCGGACAGGGGUUCCUCUUCCUCACGGUCAGGUGGAAGAGGCGGACCCAAAGCCAAUAGUUAUGCUAGCAAAGCCAGGAAGGGACAGUGGCAGCAAGGGACAGCCCCAAGAGAUGGCUCAGCAGAGUCUUGUGAAACAGGAGAAGCAGAACGACUGCAGAGACUCCUUGUCCGUUGAAGGGCAGGUAGGGGGAUGCCCGUUCCCAGAAGAAGGGCAAGAGAAGGUGCAUGCUGACCAGCAGCAAGCAGAGGGUGCGUUGCAGCUUAGCACUACUUCAGCAGCGCCUGGAAGGCCAGCAGCUGAGCAGGAGGAGUACAGUGGCCACCCUCCGGCUGAGACUGAUGUGCAGACUGAGGGCUUCUCCACCAGCAUUGGCAAGGAAGGGACUGAAGCCUGCUGGGUGGAUAACCGGAGCGAACAAAACCCGCUGUUGUCGGAAACUUCCAUGGAAGUCGGUGGGUUGGAAUGUUUGACGGGGCAAAGGGAUGAGAACAGUCAAAAUGGUUCAGCGAGAGAAGAGCCGUACAUGUGGACCCUCGCGGAAGCCGAGUGCAAGUCCGCCUCCCUCAAAACUCCCGAGCGGCUGGAUCCCAGUGAGCCUGGCAUGGAGGACGCCCCAUCAGCCCCGUUGACGGACGAGUCCCCAGGCAGCGUCGGGCACGGAAGUCCAGGUGUCAUGAACGGAGAUCAGGAUGCUGCUCCCGAGGCACUCCUUGUCAGAGAAGCCUCAUUCAAAUGGGCAGAAAAAGUCAGUGGAGAAGCCGGAAAGCCUGGCCUGGUGCCCAUAAAUCCCCGCUGCACCUGGGAAGAAAGUGCCGUGCACGCCAAGCACCAGAACCCCCCGUCCCUUCCUCCUGGUGGGAAUCUGCAAACGGUCCCCAUGGCCAUGAAGGAUGUUAAUCUGGAAGUGCUGCAGAGUGGAGUCGCCUGCCUACCUGGCACCAGAGACAAGUCCGGACGUGCUGUGAUCAUAAUCACAAUGAGGAAUACGGUUUGGCUGAACCCUCACUGCAAUACUAACGAGCUGACACGCCUCCUCUUGUAUUUGCGCAGCAUUCUCAGGCCUGAGUGCCAGAGUUUGGGCCUAACCAUUCUGGUUGAUGCACGGCGAUGCUCUCCGGUGCCGGCUCUCUUUAAAGCCUUGGCUGUACUGCAGGACGCUGUCCCUCACUGCAUCCAUGCCGCCCUUUUGCUUGUUGAGAAAGAGGUCACCUUCCGGAUGGAGAAACCAGCUUCUGUGCAGGUGGAGCUUCUGACUUCUAUAAAAUCCCUCCACAAGCACAUCGACAGCGCAAAACUGCCCCUAGAAUUCGAUGGGGCUCUUCCGUACUGCCAUCUGGACUGGCUCCGCUUUCGAAUGCGCCUGGAGCGUUUGCUGCACGGGUGCCAAGGCGCAUCCACUUUCCUUGCAGAGGCCCUGCAGGCUGCCGAGACCAGCGCAUUGCCAGACAGAGCAGAGGAGGCCAAUGCUUUGCUAAAGCACUACAGGCAGUUAAUGAAGACUGUUCUUGAGGACUCACGCCUGGUCAGACUGCAGCUAGAGGGUGGGGCGCUGCUGGCCCGGUUGAGGAAGGAGGAAUCUUGUGUUACUCUGACAGAGGACUACAGAGAUGCCCUCGAGGCGGCCGCCACGCUUUACAACCGGGUGGACGAGGGCAUCCACCAGCUGGUGAGGAUUUCAAACAAGCGGAUUGAGGCCCUGGAGCUGGUGAUGGACUUUGAGGCCUUCGAAGAGUGCUCCCGAGAGGUCAGCAGCUGGAUCGAGAAUGUUGGCCAACAGCGGCUCACAGAGCUGACUGAGAUGGACGAUUCUUUGGAGGUCCUGCUUCAAGCACAGAAGCAGUUCCAGGAUUUUGAGCUGGUUGCUGAUGAAUACUGCCAAAGAGGAAAGGAAGCUCUGGGGAAGAUGGGCAGGUGGGAAGACGUUUGUUCUGCUGAGCUGCACGCAGCAUACGGGAUAAAACUGCAGAUGUGGAGGAACCAACUGAUGGGAUUCUGCAGCCGACUGGAGGCCAGCAGGAGCCGGAUUGACUGGACCGCCAAACUCUAUGAGUUUUUUGACCAGGCGUACGAGUGGGCACUGGAAGGGAUGCGCCAGCUUGCCAGCGUCAGCAUGGAGGACUGCAGCUCCCAGGAGCUCUGCUCGGCAGCCCUCAAAUGCCUGGAGAACUACAAGGAGCAGCACCCGGAAAUCAGUGAGGCCAGAUUCCAGGAGGCGAAAGAGCUGGCCUGCCAGCUGAGGAGCAGCAACGGCCUGAAGCAGUGGCAGUUUGCGUGGUCCAAGUGCCAGGAGACCAAGCUGGCCUUCGAUAUGAAGCUCGAAGCGGCCCUGAGGACCAAGAGGUCUCCCGCUCCAGAGGGAGAGCGAGGCUUGCCUGGCCAGGAGGGGGCUGUUUGGGGGCGAGUCGUCACCGUGGCUCCAAGUGCGACUCAGUGCCUGGGGAGGCCCAGUCAGCCGCCUGGGCAGGCUGGGGAAAAUGCACAGGGCCAGCAUGAGGCUGUCGGGCCUGGGAAACAGGUGGUGCUCCAAGAUGCUGCUCCCAGCUCGAGUAGGAGCAUUCCUGAGGCCCCCAAGCCACCCUGCGGGGCACGGGAUGACAAGUCGACUCUAGAGAGCAUUGCUGAAGCCCUGGAGGCAUCGCCUGCCUGCCCCUCCACUCCAGCCUCAAGGCAGCUGUUUCCCAAAAGGAUCUUGAGGAAGGCCCAGAGUUUCGACCUGGCUUGCUCUGAGAGCCUGCGCUCCAGCUGCCAGAGGACUCUGAGUGAGCCAGCCCGCUACGGCAACACAGGAGUCUUUAUCAAAGGGCUGGAAGUCAGCAGCACUGAGCUGGUGGACCGGACCAACGUGGCCCGACAGCAUCCUGGCCCAACCAACUGGGCUGCAGGUUGUGCGCAAGAGGAGCGGAGGAGUGGUGUGUCUGUGCCAGAGGCCAAGAGCUGGGGCAGCAAACUGCGCCACAUCAUUGACGAGAUGGUAACGACAGAGCAGGAGUAUGUCCGGUCCCUGCACUACAUCAUCGAGAGCUACUUCCCUGAGAUGGAGCGUGCAGACCUGCCCCAGGACCUGAGGGGGAAGCGGAGCGUCAUUUUCGGGAACCUGGAGAAGCUCUAUGAUUUCCACAGCCAGUACUUCUUGCGGGAGCUGGAGAGCUGUUGCAACCACCCUCUGCGUGUCAGCCACUGCUUCCUGAGACACAAAGACCAGUUUGGAAUGUAUGCACUGUAUAGCAAAAACAAGCCCAAGUCUGACUCGCUCCUGGCUAGCCGUGGAAACACUUUCUUCAAGUUCAAGCAGAUGCAGCUUGGAGACAAGAUGGACCUGGCCUCCUACCUCUUGAAGCCAAUCCAGCGCAUGAGCAAGUACGCCCUUCUCCUGAAGGACCUCAUCAAGCAGUGCGGGGAGGCGCAGGAGCAGGAGCUAGUCUAUCUGCGGGCAGCCGAGGAAAUGGUGCGCUUCCAGCUGCGGCACGGCAACGACCUUCUGGCCAUGGAUGCCAUCCGAGACUGUGACGUGAACCUCAAGGAACAGGGGCAGCUGGUGCGCCAGGAUGAGUUCAGCGUCUGCCUGGGGCGCAGGAAGUGCCAACGCCACGUCUUCCUCUUUGAGGACCUGAUCCUCUUCAGCAAGCCCAAGCGGAUCGAGGGGGGGUUCGACGUCUACAUCUACAAGCGCUCCUUUAAGACAGCAGACAUUGGUCUAACGGAGAACUCGGGCGAGAGCGGCCUGCGCUUCGAGAUCUGGUUCAGGCGGCGGAAAUCAAGCGACACGCACAUCCUGCAGGCCAGCAGCAUCGAGACUAAGCAGGCCUGGACCAGCGACAUCACCAAGAUCCUGUGGGAGCAGGCUGCCCGCAAUAAAGAAAUCCGCAUGCAGGAGAUGGUGUCCAUGGGUGUGGGGAACAAGCCUUUCCUGGACAUCAAGCCGAGUGAAGCCGCCAUCCACGACCGCGCCAUUGAUUACAUUAUGAAAGGCAGGGGAGCGAGGACUCGGGCUUCCAUCGCCGUGUCUCUGUUUGACCACGUCAAUCCCUACAAGAGAUCGCCAGCUCCUCUGCCUGCCAGCGGCCCCUCUUCCUGCUCAGUGCUCGGGCCCCUCAACCUGCACAUGUACCUGGAUCAGGCCUUCCUGCCGAACAUGCUCAGCACCAGCCGCCCCUUUGAUUCUGACGCUUGCAUUGAGGAGGAUGAGAUGGAGAAUGAGACCAGCAGCCAGCCUUCCAUGACAACAGAAAGCUCCGAGUCCUCUCAGUGCAUGUCCGGAAGCGGCUCCAGCAGUUCUGACAGCGGCUGCGUCUCCAGCAUUCCUCGGGAUAGUUUCUGUGAAGAUCUGGGGUCCCCACUCUCCACCCCAGCGAGCUCUUCUUUGGCCUCCCCCCUGGAGGAGAAAAGCUGUUUCCCCAAAAGCCAGUAUGUUUCAGCGGUUUGAAUGCCAGUUUCCGUGACGUUUCAGAAGAGCCCAAAAGAAGGCGCCUCCCCAGAGUGCUCCAGGAAACCACGAUGCUAGCUGGGGAGAUAAGGGUCCUUCCAGGUCUGCAGUGGACUAGACAUGACAAGACCUCCAUUUUUUUAAAGAGUAAUGUCACACAGUUCAAUUGAACAGUGGGCUAAGACUGCUGUGGUGGGGGGGGGGUGGAAAUACCUGUCUUGUUCCACAGAGGCUGCCAUGGUCAGAUCUCAGCGACCACGUUUCCUUCUUUUAGCACAUCAGGAAGCAAUAUGGUGGCCAGACCUGGGCAACUGGAAGCAGCAGUCAGUCAGUCAGCAGCAGUGAAACAUGCUGGCAUGACCAUGGGAGGGGUGAGGGGCUAAGUGGCCAGAUGGAGAGGUUUGGUUGGCCAGAUGUGAGCCUGUUUAGACAAAUGGCCAUCAUCUGCACAAGCAGAUUAGAGAGACCAGCGUCAUCAGGAAACUUCAGCGCUCACAUUUGUGUUUUCAAUCAUUCAUAGUUUUGUUCUGCAAGCUAUAUAGUUCUGAGCUUUUCUUUAAGGGCGGAAGGAAGCAAAGUUAUUUAUUUGGGGGGGGGAUAUGCCCUCUCUUAGGUUGGAAUGUUACCCAGGCCUGUUCUUUUUGUUUAUAUUUGCCUGGUGUUGAGAUAAUUUAUUGUCUUUUCUUACUAUAAAUUCAUUUGCAAAAUCCCCAGGUGCCUCAGUGCCAAGUUGCCCUGUCUGUGUAGUUGCCCCCAAAGUAGCAUUCUGUGUCAGUUUGGCAGAACAAAGUGUCCGUCAGUGGGAAGCUGAACCGAAUACUUGGGUAGCAGCAGAGAGGCGGAGAAGCACUCCAUGGGGAGGGGACUGAGAUCGGCCUGUUCUGCAUAUGCAGCAGCAUGAGACGGGAGGAUCCCGCGGUGGUGUAAAGACUGCCUGAGAGAAUGCAGGUGAGGGACCGUGUUUUUCAAUUUUAUUCCAUUUAAAAAACCCUCCAUGCAAAAAGAAAUCAGUCAUAGCAAGGAGCAGGCUGGGCUAACGCCUGACUCCGUGAUUUGCUGGUUUUCAGCUUGCAAGAUCUUCCUCCUCCCCAUUCAGAACGAUCAUUUCCUCACUUGCAGUCUGAAUUCACACAGUCUACUCCAGUACCUUCCUGGGCUGGAGGUGCCUGUUCCUUCCCUGUUGUGAGAUGCUUCCCAAGACCACUGCCUGCCCGACUCUGGCUCCCAGCCCCCCCCCCCCCCAGAGAGUAAUAAAAAGACUAAAGGUGGCAGGACGAACGGAGACAUGUGGGCAAGGCGAAAAGGGAGAAAGAAGGGGCGGUUGAGGUGGCGGUUUCUUUCUGGCAGUGAGUCCAGGCAUAGAUCGUUGCUGAUAGCAGCAGCUCUGGCUAUUGGCUGUUUCUGCCAGGCUGGUUAAAAAAGGGCUGGUGGCCAUCCAAGGGGCCCACUUGGAGCUGUUAGCAGGGGCUGCAGCAUCUCUCGGCAGCAGAGGGGUUCACCUGUCGCACCUGACUAAGGGGUGCUGUGACAUCCCAGCCGAUGUUACCGUUCUACUCCCCGGCUUUUGCUUGAGUGCACUUCUGUUACCUCUGGUGUAUUAACCCGAUUCUCCUUUCAUUCUGAAAAUCCAAGUGCUGUAAAUAUGACUCUUAUUUUAUACAUUUAUUUAAUAAGCUGGAUUUUUUUCAGCCUCUUUUGAUUCUAAGAAUGGAGUACCAGAACCCUUUGCCAUUUUUGGUAGAAUACUGUCUGAAAAACAGCUGGAUAAGGACAUAUGUAGAUGCUUCCCAGCUCUUGAUUGAUCCAGCCUUUGCUUUUAAAGAGGAAGAGAGUUGACCAGAAAACGGGCGAAAGGAUGAAAGCGAUUUCACAUGAGCCAUUUUCUGACCAAUUUCUGGAAUUCCUCAAGUAAGGCCAUUUUUUUUCAUUGCCGGGGGAAGAAAUGCCAUAAUGUCCUGCUAACAUCAGUGUUGUUUUUAAGAUUUGACUGAAUUACUUAAUAAAAAUUAUU